Messenger RNA from Gossypium raimondii (Peruvian cotton), 2205 nucleotides. Its product is annotated as sulfate transporter 1.3. Gene Ontology annotation, molecular function: secondary active sulfate transmembrane transporter activity. NCBI's taxonomy places the organism in Eukaryota, Viridiplantae, Streptophyta, Magnoliopsida, Malvales, Malvaceae. Gene Ontology annotation, cellular component: membrane. The coding region runs from base 204 to 2192 and encodes 662 amino acids. The transcript has 13 exons. Gene Ontology annotation, biological process: transmembrane transport. The record is from RefSeq and is a predicted model, not a curated record.
CCAACAUUUCAUGCUAUGUUCACAUCUCAACUGUUGUCUUUCCUAAAUAGAAAAUAUUUUGGUUUUUUCCCCCUUUUGUUUCCAGUGGCUUAGAUUCCACAUAAAAACUAUGCAAGUGCGAUGAAUCUAGACAUCUUUUUAUAAGAACUGUUCAAUUACUAAAUCUAGAAAAAUAUACAUGUAUUCGACACAAUUCUAACAGAAUGGCUAAGAAUGUGAGUGAUGAGCAUGGCUCCAAGGGUGUGGAAACGAUUAGUAGUUCGUCGUCGUGUCAGAGUUCGUCGUCGCCUCGGAGUUCGCCGUAUGUUCACGAAGUGGGAGUGCCUCCGAAGCAAAACCUGUUAAAAGAAAUUGCAGCAGUUGUGAAGGAAACUUUAUUUGCAGAUGAUCCUUUGCGACAUUUCAAGGAUCAACCGAGCUCAAAAAAGUUUAUUCUGGGCCUUCAAGCAAUAUUUCCUAUAUUAGAAUGGGGAAAACACUAUAAUCUUUCUAAAUUCAAAGGCGACUUGAUUGCUGGACUUACUAUUGCAAGUCUUUGCAUUCCACAGGACAUUGGAUAUGCAAAGCUUGCCAAUUUGGAACCCCAAUAUGGACUAUAUAGUAGCUUUGUUCCACCUCUGGUAUAUGCAUUCAUGGGAAGCUCACGGGAUAUGGCUAUCGGACCCGUGGCAGUGGUGUCUCUUUUGCUUGGUAGUCUCCUGCAGGAUGAAAUCGACUCGUCUGCUAAUCCGGUCGGUUACCGGCACCUUGCAUUCACGGCUACUUUCUUUGCUGGCCUCACUCAGUUCAUACUCGGAUUUUUGAGGUUGGGAUUCUUGAUAGACUUCCUAUCUCAUGCCGCCAUAGUUGGGUUUAUGGGGGGUGCUGCAGUCACCAUUGCACUUCAACAACUUAAAGGUCUACUUGGAAUAAAAAAAUUUACAAAGGACACUGAUAUUGUCUCUGUCAUGAGUUCAGUAUUUAGUUCAGCACGUCAUGGUUGGAAUUGGAACACUAUUCUAAUAGGAAUCUCCUUUUUGAUCUUCCUCUCGGUUACAAAAUACAUUGGGAAAAAACAAAAGAAAUUCUUUUGGGUGCCAGCCAUUGCUCCAUUGAUCUCUGUUAUCAUCUCCACCGUUUCAGUGUAUGCCACACGAGCCGACAAGCAUGGGGUUGAGAUCGUGAAAAAUAUCAGAAAGGGGAUCAAUCCACCAUCUGUGAAAGAAAUAUUUUUCUCCGGACAGUAUGCUGGCAAAGGUUUCAAGAUCGGUGUCGUGUCGGGUAUGAUAGCAUUGACGGAAGCUGUUGCAAUUGGAAGAACAUUUGCUUCCAUGAAAGACUACCAGUUGGAUGGUAACAAAGAAAUGAUAGCAUUAGGAACCAUGAACAUUGUUGGUUCAAUGACAUCUUGCUAUGUCGCCACAGGGUCCUUCUCUCGGUCAGCAGUAAAUUACAUGUCUGGUUGUGAAACAGCUGUUUCUAACAUAGUGAUGGCCUGCGUUGUGCUGUUGACAUUAGCGCUCAUCACACCGCUGUUCAAGUACACCCCAAAUGCAAUACUUGCUUCCAUUAUCAUAUCAGCAGUGGUUGGAUUAGUAGACAUUGAGGCAGUGACUCUAAUAUGGAAGAUCGAUAAAUUCGAUUUCAUUGCUUGUAUGGGAGCCUUCUUUGGUGUUGUUUUCUCUUCCGUUGAGGUCGGCCUUGUAAUUGCAGUUUCGAUAUCAUUUGCAAAGAUCCUAUUACAAGUUACAAGACCUCGGACAGCAAUUCUUGGAAAGGUACCAAGGACUGCUACUGUUUAUAGGAACAUCCAGCAAUAUCCAGAUGCAACAAAAGUGCCAGGGAUUCUCAUUGUUAGAGUUGAUUCUGCAAUUUAUUUUUCCAACUCCAACUAUGUAAAAGAAAGGAUUUUGAGAUGGCUGGCUGAUGAAGAAGAACAUGUGAAAGAAAAUUCCCAACCCAGAUUUCAGUAUUUGAUUAUUGAAAUGGGCCCUGUAACUGACAUUGACACUAGUGGGAUUCAUGCCCUUGAAGAGUUGUUCAGAGCUCUUCAAAAGAGGGAUAUUAAGCUGGUAUUAGCAAAUCCAGGGCCAGUAGUGGUUGAUAAGCUCCAUGCUUCAAAGUUUCAAGAGUUGAUAGGUGAGGGAAGGAUCUUCCUCACUGUGGCUGAUGCUGUACGGACAUGUUAUUCAAAAAUGGAAUUAGAGCCCUAAAUGAAUGUAUUCA